AUGUUUGUUGACCUCGUGGAGAACAAUUAUGCCGACGCAGUGGAUUCUCUACAGAAGGCUUUGAGUUUCCUGGACAAAGCGAAAUCCGAGUUGGAUAUCGAGAGUGAUGAGUUGCGUAUCCUCGAAAUGCGCCAAGAAUCUUUGUACCGCCAAUUCGAUUCUCUUCGACCAUAUCAGUUUCUACUGACUCAUCGUUCCAUCGCCAAAAGCAUUACAACCCGCAGCCAAGGCAUCAACUCGUGUCCCUCAAAAUCGGCAGAUCCCGCCCUCCAUGUUGACGAAAAUAAUGGUGCUCACGACCCCCUCCCCGGCAGAGCGGGGGCCACUUUGAAGCUGUGCCCUAAGCGUAACGACCAGAAGCUUGAAGAAUGCGAAGUACGCAUCAACGAAUUGGAAAAAAUGCUGGAGGAGUCGGAACGAAGAGCAGCCCUCGAGGAGGACGCUCGACUAGUAGCCGAGAGAGAACUGCUGAUGUUACAGCGCUCGCACCGUUGGUGUUCCACCUCUCCUCUCACCGACUCCGUUUGCAACACCAUGGUAACUUCUCACAAUUCAUGCGCUCCUGAACUUGUUGAUUCCAACGUAAGCGGUGCCGCCUAA
This is a messenger RNA of Hydatigera taeniaeformis, 600 nucleotides long. The record is from the annotation of a GenBank genome assembly. NCBI's taxonomy places the organism in Eukaryota, Metazoa, Platyhelminthes, Cestoda, Cyclophyllidea, Taeniidae.